CUGGCUAACUUCCUGUGUACUGGUGACUCCGUCUCUUUUUCAUAAUUGUUGAACGUACUCGUUGUUUGGGCGCCCUUGGAGAGGUUCAGAAGGUAACCAUGAAGAAGAAGUACGCAGGGGAUGAAUCUGAAAAUGAAUUUUCGGUAGACGAGCCUGAGGAACUGCAGGGUUCCGACGAUGACUGGACUCCGGGGUGUGGAGAAGGUACGGGAAGGCGACAGUCACGUCGCUUAAGGAACUCGACAGCUACCAAGAAGCCUCGCCUAGCAGAACCAAGUACGAGUGAAGAGGAAGAGGAGGAUGAAGGUUCUGAUGAGUCAGAAGGCGAAAAGCCCCGUGCCAAAAAGUCGAAAUCACCAGCAAAAGGUGGAAGAGGGAGACCCAAGAAGGUUCAGCAAGUUACUUCCACAUCAGCCCCACCUGCCAAACCAAAGGGGAAACCCACUGACAGCAUUGUCAGUUGUGAGGCUACGUCAACCACGGGUGCACCAACUCUUCCCACGCCAACUGAGAAAGAAUUCACUUCUGGGGCAUUCGUGGUUCUGAAGACGGAUUUCCAGAAUGGAGGAGACCCUCCCAUCUGGAAAAUUGAUGGAAAAGCUCUGCUGCAGAAGUAUGUCCCAUUUGAACAGGAUGGGAAGACCCUUUACAAGAAUACAUCCACAUACUCUGGCUGGUCUGCAAACAACAAAGAGAUGUACUAUCCAGCACCUAUUGUUUUUAAAAUGCAAAAUCGGAAAGAGACUAUUGUUGAGUUCCUAAGGGAUGCGAUCAAAGAGUGAGUAUAGAUGACAGUGAAUGAUGAGGUGUGGAAGAAAAUGUAAAGAAAGAAGAGGAAAAUCAGUGGGAAAUUUUUAUAACAAAAAUAUAUUAUAAUGUUGGUGGUCAACGAAGAAGGUUUGAACAUAUGAUCAGACAUUAUAUUAGUUGAUUAUGACCUUGCUCCAUGUUCCUUUGUUCUGCCUUAUAUCAUUGCCCUUGUCCUUUCCCCAAUCCAUUUCUGGCAGCAAACUGUGUGUGUCUAUAUACACACACAUCUGGUCUCUUAAGCCUGUAUUCAGUACAACAGUUUUAUUCAAAGAGAAAAUAAUUUUGGGUGAAUGUGAGGCAGAAUCAGUAAGAAUUUCCAUCUUCUAAUUUAAUUUUGCCCUGAAACAAAUUGUAGCUGUAAUUCUUGUUGUGAGCUAUUUCCUUACCUUCUGAACAAGUAAAAUGUAUAUAAUAAUUACUUUGACAGGAGGCAUGUGUUUAGCAGCCCAACACUGAGGUCUACUGCAUACUUUUGAAUUUGGGUGUCAUGUUGUGAGCAGACCUCUCUUUUCACAAAAUAAUCUGUGUUGUUUGCCCCCUCCUCCCCAUAUUUUAUCUUCCCAGACCUCAUCUUUCACACAAGUAGCAGAAUUCUGAAUUUUGAUUCAUUAAUCUUGAGCUGCCACUUUGUUAUUUCAUAUGUUUGUGAGUAGCAAAAUUGUAGAGUAUCUUAAAGAAGAAAACGUUUUAAAGUGGUUAUGCUGUGGGGGGAGAGGUGGGACUCUGAUAGAUUUUAUUGUAUGAGAAUGAAUUUAACAUUAUGCUCACAAAUUAUUCUUUCAGAUUCCAGUUUUUUGUGAGAUGUGACAUUCAUAUGUAUAUACAUGCUUGGUAACAAAUCACAUUGUGGGCUGAAAGCAAAAGAAACUUUGUAUGUCUGCCAGUUCAUUCUGUUGAGGCAAUGCCAUCCUAAUUCUCUUAUCCUUCCGAAUCUCUUAAUGAGCAAGUGAGGCAGUGUGUUAUUCUUUCCAGUGCCUCAUCACUGUGAACCAUAAUGGCACGGUAUCGAAACAAGUUUGGUCGAGUCUAAUUGGCACUUUUACUUUUGUUUGGAUAGAAAACUAAUGCUGAAUUUUACAUCUCCAUUUAGGAAAGAACUUUGCACACAAAUAUGCAUUGGAGUUACUCUGUACAGUUUAUUUAUAAAUGUUCCUUUAUUUUGUCAUUUGCUACAACCAUCAAUUGUUAGACAGUUAAUUUGAGUAUUAUAAUGCAAGUAAAAAUAGUAUUGCAGAUUCGAUAGUUGUAGUGUGCAUUGUAGCAGUGAAUGAAGGAGCAUUCCAAAUUACAUUCUGUAUUACCUGUGUUUUAAUUUGCUGUGGUUGUGAAUGUGCACUACACAUAUGAAAAAAUUGCUGCAAGAGUUCAUCUGUCCGAUGGAUCGAGUUCCGUCGCUUCAGUUUCUGACUAGUUAGUAUACUUAUUACUGUACUGUAUCAUCAGUGUUUCUUGGAAUUAUUAGUUGCUUAGUUAGAUGUAGUGUCUGUUGAAUAAGUACAAGAAGAAAAGUAGUCUCAUAUUUGUUUGUAUAAUUUCUAUCCCCUAAAAUGGUGAAAGUUUUGCCAUUUUUGACUUUCUCACUAAAUUUAAUUUCUUGGUUAGGGCAUAGCUUACUGGAGUAUAGUGAAGUGAUUGUCAUACUGGGGAGAGCUGUCUUUACAGCACGUUGAGGAAAAAAAAUCAGAUCAGAACUGUAUUUAGAAUUUAGAAUGCAUUUGCUAACAGUUCUGUAGAAGUUACUAUACAUGUAGAACAAAAUAAACACAGAUCAUGCAACUCUCCAGUAUGGCAUCUUAAAUAUACAAUUACCAUUUUGUAUACUGUCAGUGCUCUGUAAUGUGAAGUAGAUACCCACUGUUCGUACAAGGGAAGGACUGGUUUUAAAGGAGUGUCAGUCAUGUGGAAAAGUUAUCAUUCCUGUCUCUGUUGCAGUAGUGUUGCACAAUGAAUUGAGCACUGCACUUGCGAGAUAAGUCUGGUCACAGAAUUUUCAUGUAAUGUUUGGGUAUAAAUUUUAUAAAUUACUCUGGAAUUUUGUCAUUACACAAACUCUGCUGUUGCAGAGGGAAUUGAUACAAAUAUGUUUUCAGUUACAUCCUUAAUUAAAUGCCCAAUAUAUUUUGAAUUAAUUUAACCUAAGGGAAAUGUUGGUAAAUUGAAAUACUCUUGAAGAUUAUGUAACAUCUUUUUCUUUAAUUUCUUGUGCAAAUUUAACUUGGCUACAGGAAGUUGAAUGUUUUAUUUCAUAAUGUAUUAUGCACUUUCAGUAAUACAUUACAUUUAAAACAA
Molecule: messenger RNA, 3099 nt
Organism: Cryptotermes secundus
Lineage: Eukaryota; Metazoa; Arthropoda; Insecta; Blattodea; Kalotermitidae
Product: glutamine and serine-rich protein 1
Exons: 6
Coding region: 99-782 (227 amino acids)
Source: RefSeq, a predicted model, not a curated record